CUUUCCCUUGAGGAACCCGGUAAAGUUUCACAGGGGCCGGGAGGGGAGCAGCGGAGCAGCCGCACAGAAGCCGGAGAAGCCCUGGUGAUCGCCGCCACUAGCUGAAGGAGGAGGGUCCCAGGAGUCGAAGACCUGCCUCAGCAGCCAGCUGCCUCGCUCUCUGGGGAGGGGCCGCCCCCUGUCGCCUUGGGCUUCCCCUGCCCUGAGGGGCCGGAUAAGAACUUCAGUUUUCUGUUGAUGUGGAGACUUGGGUACCUCCAACUUUCCAGUGUUUCAGAAGAAAAUUUUUUAUUGAAACUGGAAGACCAAAAUAAUAAGCAUGUUGUGCUGGGGAAAUGCAUCCUUUGGACAGCUAGGUUUGGGUGGAAUUGAUGAAGAAAUUGUACUAGAGCCCAGAAAAAGUGACUUUUUUAUACAUAAAAAGGUCCGAGAUGUAGGAUGUGGACUCAGACAUACUGUAUUUGUUCUGGAUGAUGGAACAGUGUACACAUGUGGAUGUAAUGAUCUAGGACAGCUAGGUCAUGAAAAAUCCAGAAAGAAACCGGAGCAGGUUGUUGCUCUGGAUGCCCAAAAUAUCGUAGCUGUUUCAUGUGGAGAAGCUCAUACAUUAGCACUAAAUGACAAGGGCCAGGUGUAUGCUUGGGGUCUUGAUUCUGAUGGACAACUUGGCCUGCUAGGAUCAGAGGAAUGUAUCAGAGUACCCAGAAAUAUUAAAAGUUUGUCAGAUAUCCAGAUAGUACAGGUUGCUUGUGGUUAUUAUCAUUCACUUGCACUUUCUAAAGCAAGUGAAGUCUUCUGUUGGGGACAGAAUAAAUAUGGCCAAUUGGGUUUAGGCAUUGACUGUAAAAAGCAGACUUCGCCACAGCUGAUUAAGUCUUUGCUUGGAAUCCCUUUCAUGCAAGUUGCAGCUGGAGGAGCCCAUAGUUUUGUCCUCACCCUUUCUGGAGCUAUCUUUGGAUGGGGACGCAACAAAUUUGGUCAGCUAGGUCUCAAUGAUGAAAAUGAUAGGUAUGUUCCUAAUUUACUAAAGUCACUAAGAUCUCAGAAAAUAGUUUAUAUUUGUUGUGGAGAAGAUCAUACUGCUGCGCUAACCAAGGAAGGUGGAGUGUUUACUUUUGGAGCUGGAGGGUAUGGUCAGCUGGGUCACAACUCUACUAGUCAUGAAAUAAACCCAAGGAAAGUUUUUGAACUCAUGGGAAGCAUUGUUACUCAGAUUGCUUGUGGAAGGCAGCACACUUCUGCUUUUGUUCCUUCAUCAGGACGAAUUUACUCUUUCGGGCUUGGCGGUAAUGGACAGCUGGGAACCGGUUCCACAAGCAACAGGAAAAGCCCCUUCACCGUGAAAGGAAAUUGGUUCCCUUAUAAUGGACAGUGUCUGCCAGAUACCGAUUCUGAAGAAUAUUUCUGUGUAAAAAGAAUUUUCUCAGGGGGAGAUCAGAGCUUUUCACAUUACUCUAGUCCCCAGAACUGUGGACCACCAGAUGAUUUUCGAUAUCCUGAUCCUUCAAAGCAGAUCUGGACAGUGAAUGAAGCUCUAAUUCAAAAAUGGCUGAGCUACCCUUCUGGAAGAUUUCCUGUGGAGAUAGCCAACAAUGAUGAUCACUAUAGAACAGGCACCAGAUUUUCAGGGGUUGAUAUGAAUACUGCUAGGCUUUUAUUCCACAAACUUAUACAACCUGAUCAUCCACAUAUAUCUCAGCAGGUGGCAGCUAGUUUGGAAAAGAAUCUUAUUCCUAAACUGACUAGCUCCUUACCUGAUGUUGAAGCAUUGAGGUUUUAUCUUACUCUGCCAGAAUGUCCCCUGAUGAGUGACUCCAACAAUUUCACAACAAUAGCAAUUCCCUUUGGUACAGCUCUUGUGAACCUAGAAAAAGCACCACUGAAAGUACUUGAAAACUGGUGGUCAGUACUUGAACCUCCGCUAUUCCUCAAGAUAGUAGAACUUUUUAAGGAAGUUGUGGUACAUCUUUUGAAACUCUACAAGAUCGGCAUUCCCCCUUCUGAAAGAAGAAUUUUCAACAGUUUUCUUCAUACUGCAUUAAAGGUUUUAGAAAUAUUACAUAGGGUAAAUGAGAAAACGGGACAGAUUAUACAGUAUGAUAAAUUUUAUAUACAUGAAGUACAAGAAUUGAUAGACAUAAGGAAUGAUUAUAUCAACUGGGUCCAACAGCAAGCCUAUGGAAUGUUGGCAGAUAUCCCUGUUACAAUCUGCACAUAUCCAUUUGUAUUUGAUGCCCAAGCAAAAACUACUCUGUUACAAACAGAUGCAGUCUUACAGAUGCAGAUGGCCAUUGACCAGGCCCACAGACAGAACGUCUCCUCUCUUUUUCUCCCAGUGAUUGAAUCUGUGAAUCCCUGCUUAAUUCUAGUGGUGCGUAGAGAAAAUAUUGUAGGAGAUGCGAUGGAAGUCCUCAGGAAAACAAAGAACAUAGAUUACAAAAAGCCACUCAAGGUUAUAUUUGUUGGAGAAGAUGCUGUUGAUGCAGGAGGGGUACGCAAAGAAUUUUUCUUGCUCAUCAUGAGGGAAUUAUUGGAUCCUAAAUAUGGCAUGUUCAGGUAUUAUGAAGAUUCCAGGCUCAUUUGGUUUUCUGAUAAGACAUUUGAAGACAGUGAUCUCUUCCAUUUGAUUGGUGUUAUUUGUGGAUUAGCAAUUUAUAAUUUUACUAUUGUGGACCUCCAUUUUCCUUUGGCUUUAUAUAAGAAACUGCUGAAAAAGAAGCCAUCCUUGGAUGAUUUGAAAGAACUUAUGCCUGAUGUUGGGAGAAGCAUGCAACAAUUACUGGAUUAUCCAGAAGAUGAUAUAGAGGAAACAUUUUGUCUUAAUUUUACGAUCACAGUUGAAAACUUUGGUGCAACAGAAGUGAAAGAGCUGGUUCUAAAUGGUGCAGACACAGCUGUUAACAAACAAAAUCGGCAGGAGUUUGUUGAUGCUUAUGUGGAUUAUAUAUUCAAUAAAUCAGUGGCUUCCUUAUUUGAUGCUUUUCACACGGGUUUUCAUAAGGUCUGUGGAGGAAAAGUCCUUCUGCUUUUCCAGCCUAAUGAACUACAAGCAAUGGUUAUCGGAAAUACAAAUUAUGAUUGGAAGGAACUGGAAAAGAAUACAGAAUACAAAGGGGAAUAUUGGGCAGAACAUCCUACGAUAAAAAUGUUUUGGGAAGUGUUUCACGAAUUACCAUUGGAAAAGAAAAAACAAUUUUUGUUAUUUUUGACAGGUAGUGAUCGAAUUCCUAUUCUUGGUAUGAAGAGUCUGAAACUAGUUAUCCAGUCAACAGGAGGUGGUGAGGAGUAUCUCCCAGUUUCCCAUACCUGUUUUAAUCUUCUGGAUCUUCCAAAAUAUACAGAAAAAGAAACUCUACGCUCUAAACUGAUCCAAGCCAUUGAUCACAAUGAAGGCUUCAGCUUAAUAUAACUUUGGAGUUAUAACUAUCCAGUUUAGUGCAAAAGCAUUAAGCUAUUGUGUUUUCUUGUGGUGAUGAAUUCAGCAAGGUAACAGAGGUACUAUUAUAAUUCUUACUUGCAAAAUGUUCAAUGAUAUGAGUGUUCAUGAAAGCCAAAAAAUAUUAAAGCAAAAUGAACAAACUGUUAAUAUUAAACUUAUUGUACAGAACCAUGGAUUUUUUUUGCCAUCUUCUAAUAAACAUACAAGUAUUGUGAAUACAUUAAAGUUUUACUAACAUGAAUUUUAAAGAGUUUGCAUAUUUCAGAAAUGAUCUGGUGUGUGAGUGCAUGGAAAUGUUGCUUAACUUUUCUUCAAUCACUGGGUGAAAACCUUUAACUUUGGCCUGCAAUAGUCAUUUGAUUAUUUUUUCAUUUUGUAAAUAAUGUUGAGUUUUGUAAUAAAAUAGUUAUGUUCUGAUACCA
Molecule: messenger RNA, 3861 nt
Organism: Propithecus coquereli (Coquerel's sifaka)
Lineage: Eukaryota; Metazoa; Chordata; Mammalia; Primates; Indriidae
Gene: HERC4
Product: HECT and RLD domain containing E3 ubiquitin protein ligase 4
Exons: 24
Coding region: 320-3409 (1029 amino acids)
Molecular function (GO): ubiquitin-protein transferase activity
Source: RefSeq, a predicted model, not a curated record